Racocetra persica is the source of this 420-nucleotide messenger RNA. The record is from the annotation of a GenBank genome assembly. NCBI's taxonomy places the organism in Eukaryota, Fungi, Glomeromycota, Glomeromycetes, Diversisporales, Gigasporaceae.
AUAAGAAAGAUAAAGAUAAUUUGAUAAAACAAGAACUAUUAAACAAGUGUAGUAAAUAUCCAAAUAAAUUAGCUGAUAUUAAAAAUUAUAUUGACAAAAUUGGAGAGAGGAAUAAAAAUUCUAACAACAAAGAAACAAAAGAUAUACUAGAGGUAGUAAAGAAAUUCAAUGAUGAAAUUAAAUAUGCUGAAAUGGCAAUUGAUUUAUACAGUGUCUAUCAACAAGAUAAAGAAAAACUUGAUGUGGUGAAAAACUCUAUAGAGCAAGCAGAAGCUGAAAUCAAACAAUUAAAUCACUCAUUAAAAGAUAUAAAACGUAAAAUUCAAAAAAUUUCUAAAGGAUUUGAGAUACAAGAAGAAAUAACUGAUUAUAUUGAAAAUUUAAAUCAAGCAAUAGCUACUCUUAUUAAUAUACAUGAUC